Molecule: messenger RNA, 2124 nt
Organism: Akanthomyces muscarius
Lineage: Eukaryota; Fungi; Ascomycota; Sordariomycetes; Hypocreales; Cordycipitaceae
Exons: 4
Coding region: 1-2124 (707 amino acids)
Biological process (GO): cellular response to nitrogen starvation; autophagosome assembly; C-terminal protein lipidation
Cellular component (GO): cytoplasm; phagophore assembly site
Molecular function (GO): Atg8 activating enzyme activity; Atg12 activating enzyme activity
Source: RefSeq, a predicted model, not a curated record
AUGGCGACUCCUUUGCAGUUUGCCCCUUUCACAUCCGAGAUUGAACUACCGUUCUACUCUGCGCUCUUUGCGUCCAAGCUCGACUAUGACAAGCUGGACGAUUCGGCGCGCGGCGUUCUCGGACUGUAUGAGCCGCGAGCGGAGCAGCCCGAAACGAGCUGCAAGAUGCAGAUACUGGGCAAUGCCUUGACAAGCAAAAAUGCGCCGCUGGGGACAGCUAGAGCUGAAGGUAUCAUACGAAACGUAAACACACUUGAGGAUUUCAGGAACAUGGACAAGACUGCCAUGCUCAAGACGGCUGGACGACAGAUCUGGGAUGCCAUCAACGACGGCACAAUAUACUCGGUUCCUUCGCUCCUCUCCUCAUUCGUCAUCCUAUCCUAUGCCGACCUCAAGAAAUAUAAAUUCACAUAUUGGUUUGCCUUUCCGGCGCUUCAUUCCGACCCUUCCUGGCGCCGGUCGGGCCCCAGCGAGCGCCUCACAUCAGACGAGACGACAGCCUUGGUCGACAGGAUCGGUACAUGGCGCUACUCGGUCGACGGCCGGGAGCACGGCUUCUUCCUCGCGAAAAAGGUCCAUGGUCCCGAGAGCGACAAUUAUGACGAAAACAGAGACGAAGGCGAAGACAUGGAGCCUGACGCGGAGGCUGAGACGGCCGCCAGCAAACUGCCAUACCACUGGAACGUGGGCUCGCUGCGACGCUUCGAAGACGGCUUCUUCAACAACGUUUCCGAAGAGGAUCAGUACAUCUGCUUUGUCGACUCAUCCACACAUGCGGAAGGGCCCUCCUGGCCGCUGCGAAAUCUGCUCGUGCUGAUCCGCCAGCGAUUCCGCCUGACCAAGGUCAAGAUUCUAUGCUACCGAGACACGCGCGCACGGCGGCACGAGGCGAAGAGCAUCAUCCUUCCGUUGGAGAUGGAUGCGGUCGGGAGCAUGGAGCUGACGGAGAUGCCCAAAGUCACUGGCUGGGAGCGCUCGCGCAACGGCAAGCUCCAGGCGCAGCAGGCUAACCUGGGCGAGUACAUGGACCCCGCCCGCCUCGCCGACUCGUCCGUCGAUCUUAAUCUCAAGCUCAUGAAGUGGCGUGUAGCGCCGGACCUGGACCUGGACGGCAUCAAGAACACAAAGUGCUUGCUUCUGGGCGCCGGCACGCUCGGCGGCUACGUGUCGCGCAACUUACUCGGAUGGGGCGUCCGCAAAGUGACCUUUGUCGACUACGGCCGGGUCUCGUACUCGAACCCGGUGCGGCAGCCGCUGUUUGAAUUCGAGGACUGCGUCGGCGGCGGGAAACCAAAGGCCGAGGCGGCCGCUGCCAUGCUCAAGCGCAUCUACCCGGGCGUGGAUGCUCAGGGUCACUCGCUGUCGGUGCCCAUGCUGGGCCAUCCGUUCACGGACGAGGUGCGCACAAAGGCGGAUCUGGACAAGCUCAAGGCGCUGAUUGACGAGCAUGAUGUGAUUUUCCUCCUAAUGGAUACGCGAGAGUCGAGGUGGCUGCCUACAGUCAUGGGCAAGGCCGCAGGCAAGAUUGUCAUGAACGCAGCGCUGGGCUUUGAUUCAUACGUGGUCAUGAGACAUGGCGCCGAGACGAUGCAAGAGGGCCAUUUACCGCUGGGAUGCUACUUUUGCAAUGACGUCGUUGCGCCAGCAGAUUCUAUGAAAGAUCAGACUCUCGACCAACAAUGCACGGUGACCCGCCCUGGUGUGGCCGGCAUUGCGUCGGCCCUCCUCGUCGAGAUGCUCACCAGCCUGCUGCAGCACCCGCUCAAGAACGCCGCGCCGGCGCCGCAGCAGCCCGUCUCCUCGGCUGAGCGCGAUCCGCCCAACCAUCCGCUCGGCCUGGUGCCGCACCAGAUCCGCGGGUACGUGUCUACGUUUUCGAACCUCGUGAUCCGCGGGCAGAGCUACGACUGCUGCAGCGCGUGCAGCCCCAAAGUGCUGGCUGCGUACCGCGAUGACGGCUGGCAGUUCCUCAAGCGCGCCCUGCAGGAGAAGGACUACGUCGCUGAGCUGUCGGGGCUCGCCGAGGUGCAGCGCCGCGCCGAGGAGCUGUCGGGCGAGCUGGACUGGGACGAGGAGGACGAGGGCGUUGCGGGGAAUGACGAUGGCGAGGGCGAGCUGCUGUGA